Penicillium argentinense is the source of this 2121-nucleotide messenger RNA. RefSeq names its product transcriptional regulatory protein C1F7.11c. The record is from RefSeq and is a predicted model, not a curated record. Gene Ontology annotation, cellular component: nucleus. The transcript is spliced from 3 exons. NCBI's taxonomy places the organism in Eukaryota, Fungi, Ascomycota, Eurotiomycetes, Eurotiales, Aspergillaceae. The coding region runs from base 1 to 2121 and encodes 706 amino acids. Gene Ontology annotation, molecular function: DNA-binding transcription factor activity, RNA polymerase II-specific; RNA polymerase II cis-regulatory region sequence-specific DNA binding; zinc ion binding. Gene Ontology annotation, biological process: DNA-templated transcription; positive regulation of transcription from RNA polymerase II promoter by galactose.
AUGCACCGGCAGGCUCGCAAACCCCUCGCACCCGCCGCCCGUGCCUGCGUGAACUGCCAAAAGCGCAAGAGCCGCUGUCUGCAAGGCAGCGAGGCCGGCAACUGCUCCUUCUGCGAGAAAACCGGCAAGAUUUGCAGCUUUGAAGGCCCGCCCUCACGGACGCCGUUGACUCGGAAGAAUCUCGAUGCCGCCGAGCGUCGGUGCACUCAGCUCCGAGCCCUCCUGCGCUCGCUCAAUCCAGAUCUGAAUAUAGAUUCGGCGCUGGAGAGUCGGGCCGAGGCGCAGAUUGCCCAGCCCCAGCCUCUAGAAGAAGUGAACGAGUCCACUCCGGAUAGUUAUGAGUGGCACGAGGGGUCUUUGUCGCCUGAGGAUAAAUCGUCGAAUUGGGAUGAUAGUAUGGCGACCGAUGGCAUGGCUACGCUGUCGACGACCGAUUCUGGGUAUCUGGGAAGCAGCUCGGGAUCUCGACUGCUAGAGGAGCUCGAUUCCUCGAUGACACAUAUGACUCGACAGAGACGACAACGCAAGGCACAACGAAGGCCUUACCAGACCCGGCUGACACCCCCGGAGCCUCCCGAUCUGAGCAUGUCGUACGUGGCAAGCAACCUAAUCGAUGCCUACUUCCACCUCUACCACAUCUACUACCCGGUCUUGCACGAGAAAUCCUUCCGAGAUCGCGUCGCCACGGGGCAACAGCACCGAAUCUCACAUUCCCCAUGGCGAGUUAACUACUACAUGGUCCUUGCCAUUGGCCAUUGGGCCUCGAGCAGAGAGUCAGAGCAUGCGAGGUCCAACUACUAUACCGCUGCCAGAGCGAGUCUGUCAUUACAGAUGCUGGAGUCGGGCGUUGUGGAAACGGUGCAGGCCUUUUUGCUUAUGGGCAAUUAUCUGCAGAAGAGGGACAGGACAAACACUGGGUACAAUUUUGUCGGGCUGGCGUACCGAAUGGCCCUCGGAAUUGGACUGCAUCGGGAGCCGGCCGGCGCGAAGAACACGAUUGGACACGAGAGACGUCGACAGCUAUUCUGGACAAUAUAUUGUUUUGAGAGUGGUUUCAACAUCACCACCGGCCGACCACCUACUAUGGCUGAUGGCUUCAUUGACAUCAACCUUCCUCGAAAUAUAGAUGACAAGGACCUUCCGCUGAGCUUCUCAGUCCCCGAAGAAGUCCACUACCCAACAACUUAUUCAGCAAUCAUCAGCCAAGCCAAGCUUGCCAAAAUAGCUGACGCAAUCUACCACGAGUACCUACUCGCAAAGACAGCCGGUUCAAGGAUCGAAUACCGCCUAGCCGAAUCACUCGAGCGAGACCUAUCCGACUGGCGAAAUAAUCUUCCCAGCUACUUCAGCGCAACAGAAGUUCCAUCCUGGUGGGAAGGGCCUCGAUUCGUGCUCCACCUCAAAGAGCAGAACCUCCGAAUUCUAUUGUGGCGAGGCAGUCAGAAAUAUCACGCCUUCCUCCCAACACGAUUCAACGCCGAAGAAAAAUGCCUCGAUGUCGCCAUGGAAAGCAUCCAUGAUAUCGCCACCUUCUGCAUGAUGCACAAGGUCUCGCUCUACCAGGGUCUGAUCUGGUACACCACCUACUUCCUGCUGCAGGCAACAUUAGUAGUGCUGGUCGGGUUCCUCGGAAAAAGCAACCAUUUCGAGUCAGACCAAGAACCCCCGCAAUGGCAUCAUUCAAUCUUCAAGGCACGAGAUUGUCUACGAGCACUAGCCGAGCGGAGCAUUUCCGCGGGCCGGUGUCUAGAAUUGCUCGAUCGAAUCUGUAGCCGGUUCCAAUCUCUGCCGACACUGAACUCGGGACUAGAUCCCGAUGCCUACCUGCUAUUGAGUUUGAAUAACCCGGAGGUGCCCAACCCUUCUGUUGAUGCCUUUCCACAGGAUGUCUCUGGCUUUAUGGAUCCUUUGAGUGAGAAUUAUUUGGCGUUUGGAGAUGAAGGCCAGCCUGCGGUCAAUGAUGAUACGGGUGAUCCGAACUUGCGCACGUUUAUGAAUGAGGUGUUGCUUGACUUUAAGGGGAAUAUGCCACUUGACUUGCUUUUUAAUGACUGGGUUGAUUAUGGGGAUGUUCCGCAACGAGUUGCUGACUCUACCUCAAUGCGCAAUUCAUUUUUGUGA